AUGCCUCCACCAAACACUCCCAAUGAGCCCUCGGGCGCGAGCUCGCCCAACUCGACCCGCCCAUCUCGAACCCAAGCAGAGCCUUCCCGCAUCUCGACGCGCCAGUUCUCAUCGUCAGAUUUUGUUCGCGACCUCGAGACCAUCUUGGCCGGUCCGGCCAGUCCCGCAGGCUCAACCUCGGGAUCAGCAACUCCCUCUGCGCAUGUCAAUCCGCUUUAUGAGAUGCAGCGACGAUUUCCCGACCUGCGCUGGCCACAGCUAGAGACCGAGGCGGAAUAUGAUACUUCCUGGUACUUGACUUCUUCGUACGGAGCUCUUCGACCCGUUGAGAGGACGAUCAGGGAGUCCUCCGAUGACGAGGCGGAUCCAGCGAGCAGUCCCACGGCAUACUCGCCUGAGAUAGAUUGGCAGGGUCUUGAGUACACCAGUCAGGUGGACGACAACCUGUUGUGCGGAAUUUGCAAGACCCCGUACUACAAACCUUUGACCACAAAAGCCUGUGGCCACACCUUCUGUGAAGAUUGUCUCUCCCGGGCCUUAGAGGAGUCAAGGAGCCGGUCUCGGCCUCGCGCACCUUGCCCUUUGUGCCGGACGGAGCUCAAUUCCGGUGGGGAGCGGGGUGCACGCAGGUUCAUCCGCGUUGUGGACAUGAGCGCCCAACUGGACCGACUGAACGUCAAAUGUCCAAACAACUCAGAGUUCUGCAAGUGGACCGGUCCACGGUCGAACGUCGAGGCACACGUCAACAACGACUGCGAGUGGACGCUCUAUCCCUGCCCAGACAGCAGCUGCGAAAAGACAAUCAUCCGCAAGAGCCUCGGCACCGCCUGUCUGCAUCACGAGGGACCGUGUGCAUACUGCAAGGAGAAUGUCGAUCUUUCUGCCGAGGUCCAACACCGUAUGACUGUUUGCGCCAAAUGGAAGGCGACAUGUGAGUUCUGUGGCCAAGAUGUCGCGAGAGACCUCCUCGAGCGCCACAUGGGCGCUUGUGCCGCUGAGGUGGCAACUUGCACAUACUCGAAACUUGGUUGCUCGUUCUCAUCUCCGCGCAAACAUCUCCUCGAUCAUGAGAAGACUUGCGACCUUGGUAAUUUCAGCAAGAUUAUACAGGGCGUAGAGUCAAAGUUCGAAACCAAGUUGGCCGACAUGGAAGCGUCCUUGACAACCCAGUUCGAGGAGAAGGUACAACUCCAGAAACGUCAAAUGGACACUAUGCUCCAGGGGAUGCAGCAGCAACUGAACGAAGAGGUAAAGAAGCGUGAACAGCUCGCCGAGAGACUGUCAAUGUUCGAGAGGGUCAACCGGAGGCUUUCGCGAUAUAGGGACCCAGCAGCCAGUGAGUCAGCGGCUGGCGAGGUCAUGGACGAAGCCGGCCGGCCCAUGCUGCCUCCCCCGGAGGGCACCGAUUUCGAGCAGGCCGAGUACGUCUUCCGCAUGUUCGACGACCUAGACACGCGCAUCAACAACAUCUCCAAGGCGCUGAUCGACCAGGACGCCCGGCAGAAUCUGAGGAUGAUGUCCGAGCUCAUGCCCGUCAAGGAGCAGCUGGUCGAGGCCCGCAGCCAGGUCGGCGUCAUGAGCAUGCACGUGCGCUGGCUGAUGGACCUGCAGCGGUCGCGCCAGAGGCAGACCACCGAGGUCGUGGGCAGCGUGGCAGGUGGCGGAGGCGGCGGCUCCUCCUCCGGCUCGUCUACCGCCAACGCCAACGCGCAGUCCAGCUCCGGGCGGGAGGCUUCGGGGAGCAAUGUCGGCCAUGACUUCCCACCACUAACGUCUGGCAUGAUGCCUGUGGGUCUUAUACGCCGCGGAAGUGAGCGUGUAAGCCCCGUGCGCCCGAGCUUGUGA
Messenger RNA from Diaporthe batatas, 1845 nucleotides. RefSeq lists its product as uncharacterized. Bases 1 to 1845 code for a protein of 614 amino acids. Gene Ontology annotation, molecular function: zinc ion binding. The transcript has a single exon. NCBI's taxonomy places the organism in Eukaryota, Fungi, Ascomycota, Sordariomycetes, Diaporthales, Diaporthaceae. The record is from RefSeq and is a predicted model, not a curated record.